Penicillium atrosanguineum is the source of this 1548-nucleotide messenger RNA. RefSeq names its product MFS transporter. Gene Ontology annotation, biological process: transmembrane transport. The transcript is spliced from 5 exons. The record is from RefSeq and is a predicted model, not a curated record. Bases 1 to 1548 code for a protein of 515 amino acids. Gene Ontology annotation, molecular function: transmembrane transporter activity. NCBI's taxonomy places the organism in Eukaryota, Fungi, Ascomycota, Eurotiomycetes, Eurotiales, Aspergillaceae.
AUGAUGUCAGAGCAGCAAUCGAGCCAGCAGCCAUCGAGCCAGCAGCCAUCAAGCCAGCAGGCUUUUCAAACCGAUCCAGAGAAAAGCGAGCUAUCUUCACACGGAAAUAAACACCCCUCUCAUCCUCUCCUUUAUGAUGCAACCCCCGCGACCGUGCUGGUCGAAUUUGCGGGUAAAGAUGAUCCGUACCAUCCCAUGAACUGGUCAUUCAGAAAGAAAAUCCUCACGACCUUCAUGUAUGGUCUUACAUCUUGCUGGAUUACUUUUGCCUCUGCCGUAUUCUCAUCGGCGCUUCAAAAGGUCGCAAAGGAAUUCGAUGUCACUACGGAAACGACGGCUGCAGGCAUCAGUUUGGUCGUGUUUGGAUUUGGUCUGGGGUCCAUCAUAUGGGCACCUCUGGGCGAAGUCUAUGGCAGAAAAUGGGUUAUCGUCGUGCCGUAUUUUAUCGCCGCAGCCUUCUCGUUUGGUACCGCGACAGCCAAAGAUAUCCAAACUAUUCUGAUCACACGAUUUUUCACCGGCUUAUUCGGCAGCGCGCCGGUAACCAAUGUAGGGGGUGUUAUGGCAGACAUUUGGCCACCAGAGCAGCGCGGUAUUGCCGUCGUUGGGUAUGCAGUCACGCUAGUUGCUGGUCCAACACUCGGACCAAUAAUUGGGAGCGCAUUGACACAUAGCUAUCUCGGGUGGAGAUGGACGGAGUACCUGACGGCUAUUAUCAUGAUGGUUCAGGUCUUUCUAAAUGCCCUCAUAUUGGAUGAAACCUACGCACCGGUCCUUCUGUCCUACAAGGCCCGCCGAUUGCGGCUCGAAGGCAAGAACUGGGCACUGCAUUCCAAACAAGAGGAAUGGGACAUUUCCCUGAAAGAGUUGAUGCAAAAAUACCUAGUCCGUCCCCUUCAAAUGCUCGGAUCGCCUAUAUGUCUGUUGAUGAGCGCCUACGCCGCGUUUGUCUAUGGUAUUCUCUAUGCAUACCUUGAAAGUGUUGUAAUCGAGUACCAAGAGAUCCGCGGCUGGACCCCGGUGGUUGCAAGCCUUCCAUUCCUCGCGCUUCUAACUGGAAUUUUCUUUGCCGCAGCAAUCAACAUCUACAACAACAAGUAUUACUUCAAAAAAUUUCAAGCCAACAAUUACCGACCCGUUCCCGAAGCUCGUCUACCUCCGAUGAUGGUUGGUGGCAUCGUUUUCACAGCAGGGCUUUUUAUAUUCGCUUGGACAUCUUCGCCACACAUUAACUAUUGGCCUUCUAUCAUAGGUGUCGGAUUGAUCGGACUCGGGUUCACAACCAUCUUCCAAUCGGCUCUGAAUUACUUGGUUGACACAUUUACCCGCUACAGUGCCAGUGCCAUUGCUGCCAAUACUUUCUUGCGAUCGAUGAUGGCGGGCGCAUUUCCAUUGUUUGUUAUUCCCAUGUAUAACAAUAUUGGAGUCGACUGGGGGACUACUAUAUUUGCCUGCGUUGCGGCUAUCUUGAUCCCUGUUCCCUUCUUUUUCUUCUUUUGGGGAAAGAAUAUUCGUGCGCGGGGAGAGUGGAGCAAGCAUUCGGUAUAG